Pelobates fuscus (common spadefoot toad) is the source of this 1618-nucleotide messenger RNA. It is a transcript of the gene DCSTAMP, whose product is annotated as dendrocyte expressed seven transmembrane protein. Gene Ontology annotation, cellular component: membrane. The coding region runs from base 191 to 1618 and encodes 475 amino acids. Lineage: Eukaryota; Metazoa; Chordata; Amphibia; Anura; Pelobatidae. The transcript has 3 exons. The record is from RefSeq and is a predicted model, not a curated record.
CUUAAAGACCGGGAGGCAGUCUACAAUGCAUGGGACAUUACAGGACAUUUUUCUUCUUUAUCGGAGAUUACUACUUCUUACUACUUCUAUUUAUUGCAUUUUUUCUCUGGAGAGUUGUUUUUACCAUUCUAACAUUUUAGGAUUUUUGUAUUCUCCUUUUUGGAUUUUACAAUAACAUCUCAAAUAUACAAUGGCUCUUUCUCAUGCAAUGGACACUUUUGUGUUAGGGAGAAAACAAGAACACGCUUUUUACUUUAUUUUUCUGUGCUCAAUGCUCGGAUUAACUGUAGGUGCUAUAUUUUGUCUGAUUUUGCACCUGUCCUCAGUAUGCAGCCUUUCUUUUACUUUGAUGAUUUCGGUUUCUAUUGGAGUCGUUAUGUCAGUUCUUGCCUUCCUGUCCAGGUCAAUGCGUUGUCUGGGAUUGCUUUUUGUACUCUCCUGCAUAAUGAAAAAAGGAAGGAAUGCUCUUAUUGCAGCUGGAACAGGCAUAGUUCUGCUUAACAAUGUCAAAAAUAUUUGUAAAAAUCUUGAAAACCUAGCGGAGAGCUUAACUUGCAACUUGGAAGCAAAGCAGCUAUUUGUAAAUGUAUUCCCCCUAGGCAUUUUUGUUAAAAUCAUGCAUUUCAUUUUUAAACAAAGUCAUGAUUUCUUUGAGAUUCUUAAAUUUGCUGAUUCUUUUACGUGUAAUGCAAAAAUAAACAGUGAGAAUAUUGAACUUGUGAUAAACGAAACAAAAGCAAAAAUUCAAAAUACAUCGGAAAGUAUAGCUUCACUGCUUGACAUUGCUUCUUACGCAGGACAUAUAUUGAUUCUCAUAAUUGGUAUUUCGUGGGUGUUACUUGGAUCUUGGCUUUUUGUAAGGAAAUUUUUGGGUCAUGAAAGCAAAACAUUUGAUAAUCUGUAUAUUACCAAGAGAUUUAUCCUUUACGAUCAGUGCAGGAGGCAUCAGAAUGAAGUUUGUGUUUUACCUCUCAAUAAUCAAGAAAAAAAAGAGUAUAUCAUAAUACCAAGUCUGAAAAUGUCAAAAAACCAAAAUAAGCUAAUGUGGCUAUAUUUCAUCCCUGUCUUCACAAAUAUGUUCAUCUGGACCUUUCUCAUGUUUCUAGACUUUGUUUUUUAUUGGCUGAUAGUUACAGUAAGCAAACAUCUCCAAGAAAUUCCACCUCUUGAGAUACCAGUAAGAGCCUAUUUUUCUGGCAAAAAAAAAGCUUUUUUAGUACCUGAAACCAGUAGCACAGCCACGUAUGAAGAAACCGUCCAAAUGUAUCUGUUUGAACCAAAGUGUAACCCAAUGCCAGCUCUGUGUCUCUCUGACUCCUGGAUUCCCAUCAGCAUCAUAAUCAUUGUAUUGUUUAUUUUUGGGACAUUGUCUCCUUUUCUAAUACAAAUCAAAAUGCUGGUGGCAGGAGCUUUUUAUCCAGACAAGGACUUAGAACGCAUAAAGUACAUUCACAAUGAAAUACUAAGGAAAAGAUCGAAAACUACGUCUCACGGUGAAAGACGAAGUCUGGGUACCAUUAUUUCACAAGCAAACUUCUGGUUUCCAAUUUUGAAAAUGAAGUACUCUGAAUUAAUAGAUGAGGAAUACAACCAAAACGACAUUGAAAGCAAAGUUUAA